Molecule: messenger RNA, 1640 nt
Organism: Diuraphis noxia (Russian wheat aphid)
Lineage: Eukaryota; Metazoa; Arthropoda; Insecta; Hemiptera; Aphididae
Gene: mtTFB2
Product: mitochondrial transcription factor B2
Biological process (GO): transcription initiation at mitochondrial promoter; rRNA methylation
Cellular component (GO): mitochondrial matrix
Molecular function (GO): mitochondrial transcription factor activity; rRNA (adenine-N6,N6-)-dimethyltransferase activity
Source: RefSeq, a predicted model, not a curated record
UUUCCAAUUCAAACUUAUUAAUUUCGAAAUUUAAAGUUAACAGUAGCACAGAAAUAAUUAUUUGAUCAUUAAUUAAUUAUAAAGUUAUUUUUUUUACUACAGUUAUGCACAUUUACUGUAAAUAAAAGUAUGAAUUUAAAAAAUAAUGCUUGUAUUUUGUCUAAGUCCUAUUUUAAAUGGACCUGGCACAAACGGUAUUAUUCUUCAACAGCAGCCACAUUAAAAGUUCCAAGUAUAAAUCACAAUUUAAGUUCAUUCAAAAAACUCAAGUAUCCAGAGAGCAUGUUUGUGUACUGUAAUUAUGUAGCAAAAGAUAUAUCAGACACAAUAUCUGUACACUUGGCUAAAAAAUAUGGAAACAAACCAAUUGAAAUAAUUGAAGUCAAUCCUGGUCCAUGUUUGAUUACACAGCAUUUAUUGAAAGAAACAAAUUACAAUAUAUGUGUAUAUGAAAAUAAUUAUGAUGUAUUUAAAGAAUUUUUAAUGGCUGUUCAUUCAGAUUACGGUGACAGAAUUAAAAUCAACCAUGGAAAUUUUCUCUUGCUGUGGAAGUUUGGAUUUCAAGAUCGGAUGGACCGAGGAGACAGAGUUUCAAAAUUUCUAUCAAGUAUUAGUACACCACAACAACCAUGGAACCAAGAAAAUCCAUCUCUUAAAAUAAUUGCUUCAUUACCAAAUAAGAAGUUCAUAAAUUAUUUGAUAUAUAGUUUUAUAUUUCAAACUGGAUUGAUGAUUUAUGGUCGACCAGAAUUUUACUUUUUACUUUCACCAUCAGUAUUUAAGAGAUAUUCUUGUAAACCAAUUAUUGAUAAAAAAUAUUAUAAAACACAAACAAUUCUAUUUCAAACUAUUUUUGAUAUAGAGUUAUUAAAAACUUAUCCAAGGAAAKCAUUUUAUCCACCACAUAUUUCAAAAUCCGCUAGCAAAAAUGUGCGUUUUAAAGAGUUGAAGGAAGCAGAUGAUAAUUAUAUGAUCUUAGCAAAAGUUGAAGGUCGUCGAGAGAUUUUUAAUUCAGAAGGCUUAACUGAAGAUUUAUUAAAACCAUAUUGGUACUUUGUCAAGCAUCAUACACUAAGCCGUAAGAAUUUUGUUAUACCUAUGUUAGAGCAGUGGAUUCCUGGUUGUGGGCCUCAUUUUAUUGCCCAAGGAUACACCAUAUUUACUCAGUUUGGUGAUCUUACACCUCUUCAAAUUUUACGCUUAUUCUUAACAUUUAUUAGUUUACCCGAGUAUAAUGAUUCACCUUUUCUAAAUUCAAUGGAGAGUAGAAUUGCUAAAUUAUUACCUUCAUUACAAAUCACACCUGAAGACUCUAUUAAUGAAAAAUCUGGAAAUAGUUCUUCCAUAGACUUUGAAGAAUUUACGAACAAGGACAAUUAAUAUGUAAUUAAAAAAGACUGAACUCAAAAUUAUGUUAUAUCCAAUAAUAAGUAACACUUUUUAUAAAUCUGUUCUAACCUGUAGUGUAGUUUGUUCAUUUACAGUUAGACAUGGCUGUAAAUAUCUGAGUGCACCUAACCUAAAUAUAUUUAUUGUCUUACAGUUGACACGCUACUGUUGUGAUUAGUGAAUAUGUAAUUUUUGUAUUAUGUGUAUUUUUUAUAUUUUAUUAAAUAUYAAUAUGACCUUAUGGUUUUUCA